This is a messenger RNA of Armigeres subalbatus, 1239 nucleotides long. RefSeq lists its product as uncharacterized. Lineage: Eukaryota; Metazoa; Arthropoda; Insecta; Diptera; Culicidae. The record is from RefSeq and is a predicted model, not a curated record. The transcript has a single exon.
UGCAAUACAUCCUUACAGUCCAUAUUUUGGAUGGAUUUCCGCGACGAUUUUGAGGCUGCCUUCUCGAAUGUUUCGAAUCAUGGAGCCCAGGAGGAUGAUGCCCUGGAACCAGAUGGAUACAUUGUGGAAGCCCUGGAAUCUGAUUACACUAUUCCCGAGUAUGUGUACGCAGAUGCGACGUACGAAAAUGAAUCCGCAACCGCCGCGAAUGUUAAUGCAGGAUCCGGAGCUGAAGAACAGCACUGCGUAGUGGACGACAGUGAAAUCGACCCAACAUCAAUCCCGUCAGCAUCAAACGAAACCCCCAACGCAAAGUUAAUGAAAUUGAGUACCGGCGAUGCAAAUUUUACGUUCAAUGGCCAGUUUUACAAACGUAGAUUCAUCGGGGAAACGUCUGGCGGAUUGAUUGGUACUCGUUUGAUCUCCGGUGAUACUGUACACGAGAUUUUGACCCGAAUAUGGGAUAUGUGUAAGCCACUUCUAUGCCGUGAAGUGAUUUUUGUAGAGAAUAGUGGCACGCAAGUUCCUACAUGGGCUGACAGGCUACCCAUUUUCGAAGAGAUGGGCAAGUUCGUCGUUUUACAGGACCACAGUCAGAAGAAACGAGUGACCAUAGAAAAAGUCAGCAGCAAACUACUGACAAGCUGCCGGUGCAAAGAGAUACGUGUUCAUGUACAUGUUUACUCUACUUCGAUUUCUUGCAAGUCACUGUGGGAAGUUACUGAGAAACAAUUAAUUCGUCAUCAAAAUGCAGAUCGAUCGGGUGCUCCUAGCAACCAGGCCGUGACGUCAUUGGCUGAAGAACUUCGGCGCAAGAAUGGUCAUUUUCAAGCACAGUCAAGUGCAUGGAGAUUGUGGGCAAAUUUCAUACAUGCUGGACCAGCCCACGAACGUGAACAAAGAUUAACUGAAAUGCCACCACAACACCUGCUGAAGUUUUUCCGAAGCGUUCCAAUUUCCUAGGCUGUGAAGUUAGAGUCAGUUCGAAGUGGUUUGUCCGUGGCUAAUACGAUUAACCAAGGAUUUGUCGCAGAAUUGGAAGCACUCGAAAACGAUACUGAUCAGCUACUAUUUUGGGCUCAGCGACUCAAAAGCCGUUUAGCAAGUAUGAGGACACGUUCGGAUGUUAAUUCGGCUCUAGUCGGAGCAAUGAGUUCUGCUGUGCGGCCAGAGGAGGAUGAAUUUAAUCGAAACAUUGCUGGCAGGGUUUCGGAUAUGUCGGAUGUAGACCAUGCAUAA